ACAUGGCCUUGUCACCGCCAUCGAGUGGUAAUGUGAGUGGCGGAAGAGAGGUGUGGCUGGAUGGCCUGAGGGGAUAUGCAGCAGUCAUCGUUGCAUGGUUCCAUCUGACGAAUGUUUUAUUUCCCGUGUGUAUACACCCAGCUAUCAUCGAGAAUAACAUCAACAACAAGAGAAUGCGAGAGAAAGACUGACAGGCUCCAGAUGCCAUACCGCUCGUACUGGGCCGACCCGCCCGAGGACAACCGCCACUUCAUCCAGCUCCCGCCCUUCCGCAUCGUCUUCGCCGGCCAGGCCAUGGUCGACAUCUUCUUCGUCGUGUCCGGCUACUCGGUCUCGAUCGCGCUCAUCCGAGCGCGCAACAGAGACGGCGUCGUAGCCGGCGACUUCUACCGCAGACUCACGUCGGCCGUCUUCCGGCGCUUCUUCCGCCUCUUCAUCCCCGUGCUCGUGCUCGUCACGCUCUCGCACCUGCUCUACUUCCUCAACCUCUACACCUGGAUCUUCUCCGCCGAAUGGGGCUUCCCGGGCUGCAUACCCUUCACCAGCCCCUGGUCGCAUCUCAAAUGGUACCUCUCCACCAUCGCCUCGUUUGCCUACCUGCAGACCAACCAGAACCUGACGCUCAACGACCACCUCUGGACCAUUCCCGUGGAGAUGUGCGGCUCGCUGCGCGUGUAUCUCGCCGUGCUCGGCUUCGCGGCUGUGCGUCCGCGGCUGCGGCCCUGGCUCGUCGCGCUGGUGGGUCUGCGCCUGCUCUGGCUCGGCAACCCGGAAUACACGGCCUUUAUUGCCGGGCUGACGUACGCCGAGCUCGACGACGGCAACACGAGCAGGACGAUGUCCCACGGCGAGCUGCCACGUGUGACGCGGGCGGCGGAGGAAGAGGAGGAGGAGAGGAUGAUCCGGCACACACCGCCGAAAACGACAACGACGACGACGACGCUGCGACUCCGGCCCCUCAGACGCGCCAUCACGCCCGCAAAAUGGGCCAUGUUUGCAAUCAGCAUAUACCUGCUCUGCCUACCGGUGGAAAACCCGUUCCCGGCGGACUGGGCGUUCCAGCGACACAUCCGGCCGCCGUACUGGAAGGACUGGGAGAUUGCGAUGCGGUCGUGGCAGACGAUUGGGGCAGUACUCUUCAUCGGCAGCGUGCGGCAGCUGCCGGUGCUGAAGCGGCCGUUUGAGACGCGGCUGGCGCAGACGCUGGGGUCGGUGUCGUUUUCGCUGUACCUGCUGCAUCAGACGGUGUACCGGACGCUGCUGAACCGGAUGUUGGACUGGUGGUCGUGGGUGUUUCUGGGGGACGGGUAUUGGGAGGUUGGUCCUGAGCUGCGCGGGUAUGUGGUUGGGUUGGUGUGUGUGUGGAUUCUGAGUGUUGCCGGGCUUAUGGCAGUGUUGGCGGUGGGGACGAGGUAUAUGACUCGGGCGGUGGACCAGAGGUCGGUUGUGCUGGCGCAUCGGAUCGAGGAGUGGUGCUGCAGAUGAGUUAUUCUUGUGAUUUUUGUUGCGUGCAUGUUCUGGUGUUGGGAGGGCGGAGGUUGUCUUGGUGGCGACCUGUGAGGGUUUGCGAUAGAUAUAGACACGGGCAACAGACAUGCCAUGAAUAUCAAGGCACACGAGACGAACCACAAAGUGAAUGCACGUACCGGUAAAGAAUUCCCGCUCGCAAGUCUCACACCGGAAACCCCGACAU
Pseudovirgaria hyperparasitica is the source of this 1693-nucleotide messenger RNA. RefSeq lists its product as uncharacterized. Gene Ontology annotation, molecular function: acyltransferase activity, transferring groups other than amino-acyl groups. Bases 202 to 1485 code for a protein of 427 amino acids. The transcript has a single exon. The record is from RefSeq and is a predicted model, not a curated record. Gene Ontology annotation, cellular component: membrane. Lineage: Eukaryota; Fungi; Ascomycota; Dothideomycetes; Acrospermales; Acrospermaceae. Gene Ontology annotation, biological process: polysaccharide biosynthetic process.